Messenger RNA from Acanthosepion pharaonis, 618 nucleotides. The record is from the annotation of a GenBank genome assembly. Lineage: Eukaryota; Metazoa; Mollusca; Cephalopoda; Sepiida; Sepiidae.
AUGGUUUAUCCUUAUCAAUUAUCUAUCUAUUUUCAAUCUCUUCAUCUAUCUAUCAAUCUAUCUAUCUAUCUGACGGUUUAUCUACCAAUCUAUCUAUCUAUUUUAAUCUCUUCAUAUCGAUCAAUCUAUUCAAUUUUUCAUAUCUAUCUAUCAUCUAUCAUCCAUCUAUCUAUCUAUCUGAUGGUUUAUCUAUCAAUCUAUCUAUCUUUUCAAUUCAUUAUCUAUCUCAUCUAUCUAUCUAUCUAUCAUCUAUCUAUCUAUCUAUCUGACGGUUUAUCCACCAAUCCAUCUAUCUAUUUUUUAAUUCUCUUCAUCAAUCAAUCUAUUCUAAUUUUUCCAUAUCUAUUUAUCUAUCUAUCUAUCUAUCUAUCUAUCUAUCUAUCUAUCUAUCUGAUGGUUUAUCCAUCAAUCCAUCUAUCUAUUUUCAAUCUCUUCAUUAUCCAUCAUUCAUCUAUCCAUCUAUCUGAUCGAUCAAUCUAUUCUAAUUUUUUCACAUCUGUCCAUCUAUCUAUCCAUCCAUCUCAUCUGACGGUUUAUCCAUCAAUCCAUCCAUCUAUUUCAAUCUCUUCAUUAUCUGUCCAUCCAUCUAUCUAUCUAUCUAUCUAUCCAUCUAUCUGA